AUGAAAGAAGGAGUGCACUCGCACCCGGCCAAACCUACUUCGGAUCUGCAGGACUCAGAAACAGACAUGGAUGAGCCUAGUGAACCCUCUCAAUCAUCCUUGGCCAGCGAGCAUAGUGACGAUUCACGUGAUGAUGAAGACAGCGAAGAUGAGCACAGUGAGGAGUCGAGUUUCGAGGAGAGCGAGGAAGAAGGAAAGGUGUGGGAAUCUUGGGAUGAGGAGACAGAUGAGGAGCUAAUGGACGGGGAGGAUGAAUCAGAUGUGGAUAUGGAAGACGACGAAGGUUCAGAUGAUGAGGAUGAAACUGAUGAAGCUAGUGAGACAGAUAAUGUAACACUCUUAAUGACAAAGCUAAAGCUACAUAAAAAGGCCAUGAGUAAUCUCAGUACUGAAAGUGGGCCUGUGAGGGCAGCGAUCUUGCAGGAAGCCUCUAAAGACCUUAUUUGUUUCAUUUGUGAACUUUGCUGGAACCUCCUGAAUGGGUACUUUGACUUGAAAAGGCACGAAAAGAAUAUACUCAGACUGUACAAAGAAGAUAUACAUGCAAUGAUAGAUGAAAAUAAAAGUUGGCUGCAUAAGAAAGAAGCACUCAUUGAACAGGCACUCGAUCCUUUCAUACCAAUCCUCUUUAAUGUUCUCCUACCCCAUCUUACAUAG
Molecule: messenger RNA, 657 nt
Organism: Thrips palmi
Lineage: Eukaryota; Metazoa; Arthropoda; Insecta; Thysanoptera; Thripidae
Product: ribosomal biogenesis protein LAS1L-like
Exons: 1
Coding region: 1-657 (218 amino acids)
Source: RefSeq, a predicted model, not a curated record